Messenger RNA from Ylistrum balloti, 873 nucleotides. RefSeq lists its product as uncharacterized. The transcript is spliced from 2 exons. Lineage: Eukaryota; Metazoa; Mollusca; Bivalvia; Pectinida; Pectinidae. The record is from RefSeq and is a predicted model, not a curated record. Bases 1 to 873 code for a protein of 290 amino acids.
AUGCCGGAAAGGGACUUCCUAACCAGAUCCUGGACAGUUCUAUCUUCACGGAGAAAACCUAGAAAGAUCCGUAUUCCUGAGGUUAAUACCUACUCUACACAGUUUAAAGAAUGCAACAGUCUUCACUCUCGACUGGGGCUACCAUUACGAACUGACGUGGAGACAAGGACAUCACAUUUUCCGGAUAUCUCAUCAUUUCCACCGUUGACGUCAUCUCCCCAUUUUGCACGGUCUGCGCCACCAAAUGCCUUCCGUGGAUCGUCAAGAAGUCCCGCUAGUAAUCCAACUCGACUUGCAUGGCAGAUUGAUAUAUCCAGUCCUGUAGGAAAGCAAGACGCUGGCCAAGUUACAGUUAAUAGUCAAUCAUCGGUGGUGACUGUUGACACCGAGGCACACUUUGAGGACGAUUAUGAACAUAAGAGAAAGCGCCAAAUGACUCCGUUACAACUAACAGAACAUUUACGUCUCCAUGGAUACGGUGAACCUCUGAUGUUGACCACAUCUAGUUCCGGUGUAUGCUCAAACGGUAAUUCUCGACAUCAUGGGAUGUCGAGAUUGCUUCCAAAAAAUCCAUCGAAACGGGAAAAAAUCAAAGGAAGGGCAAGACUUGACUAUGAAAUGGCAAAUAUGAGAGCUCUUGCUUUUUGUGAGCAGCAAACUUCGAAGGUGUUUAGAACGGCAUCAGCAAAUAUGCGUAAUAGGGAUGUCCAGUUUGUUGAGGAUGAAAUGCGUGAGAAAAUGUAUAAAGAGGACGAGGAAGCAAAUGACCAGACAGAGGGUGCUGUCGUCAUGGCGGUUGACAGGGAAGAUCUCUUUAAACGGGUUAACACAUGGAUAGAGGAGGUCGAGUGUGCUUGUCACGAAGUAACGUAA